AUGGACUUUCUGUUUGGUCAUGGAAAAGAUCAAGAUAAUGCUGGUGAAUCUACCAUGGAUGCUUCAUCCCCUACAGGCAAUGGUGCGCCAGACGGACGUAAGUUGCGCUGUCGCAUAGGUCCAUCCACAAAGACAAUGGCUGUCUAUAAUGUAAAUGACGACGCUCAUCCAAUGUUUGUCGAUGGUCCACUCUUUGUUGGGCAUGUAUGCGUACGAAUCAAGAAUUUCGAAGGAAUCACAGCUGAUGGCUCGCAGCCGAUAAGGUCAUCACCCUACUUUGGCACCAAAAGGAGGAUGUUUUCCAUUCAAGCUCAAGGAAGAUUCAAACAGGAAUACUCUGCAGAUGAUGUCGUAUUUGGAUCCGAGUUUGACGACAAGGUGUCUCCUCCAACCGGAGCAUGGAUUGCAAUGAAAUUUGCAAAUCUCAUCGAUCCUGCACUCGCUGCGGAUUUAUAUGCCGAUAAGCCGUGGUUAUACUCACCCAUGUUAUGUGCCAUGAAUAUCCUUAACGUACGCAAAGCACCUCGUCCACUUCCAUCACCAGACGCUCUUAGCAAGGCCUUUGAAGGCUUAUCUGUGUCUAAAAGUAACCCUCAUGAAAUCGCCAUAAAUGCUCUGAAGUUGACAACCCCACCAACACCAGCAGAUAUAGUAGGAAAUUGGGAAUGGGGUGGUGAAAACGAGCUCAAGGAAGACUCUGGCCUUUUGCUUCCGAAAGGCGAAGACGCGCCAUUCGCACCAACUAGUGUAUCAGAUCGUAGGAAGCACUUCCAAAAGGCUGCCAGUCGAAAAGUAGUCUGCUUCAAACCAGAGUUUGUUUAUAACUUUGAGAUAUUUGCUCCCUUUAUGGACUUCAAUACCUAUGACCUCAGUCUCGGCAUCAAUGUGAAUGUGCUCAAGUAUGCCAACUAUCAACCCAUCCGACUCUUUACGAAAUCCGCUUCCAAAAACAUUCCCUUCUUUAUAAUUGAAUUUGAUCUGGUUGAUAGUCAUGGCCACGGGGUAGGAUAUGUUAGAGAAAAUGGAGGGCUGCGACCACCUUCGUCGCCGAAAGGAUCCAAGUCCGAUGAGGAAGACGACGAGGCACAAGGGCUACAGGUGGCUGUCACUUCCUUACCCAAGCUCUAUCAAAAUCCAAAUCACCGCGUCUAUGUGAUGACUGUAAGUGAAAGGACGAGCCCAUCAUCGAGAGCCUCUUCAGCUUCUUCAAGGCAUUCUCGACGCUCGUCCACAACAUCAUCAAAUCGGACGACUGGACAUAACAACCGAGUCAAAGUGGUUGGAUUGAUAAAAGUUGGCCAAAAAAAUUUAUACCUUAGUGAUACGAAUGGACAUCUCCAACGAGCCAAUCCUUUGUGUGUCUUGGAUUUCUACGUUCAUGAAUCUUGUCAGAGACGGGGCUAUGGAAAAGUCCUUUUCGAAGCCAUGUUGAGACAAGAGAGAACUUCAGCGACACGAUUAGGCUAUGAUCGACCCUCUCAUAAAAUGAUUGGCUUCCUGAGACGACAUUAUUUCACUGAAUUCCUACCGCAAGCCAACAAGUUUGUCAUUUCAAAAGCCUUCUUCCCAACGCCAUCUUCAACUCGAGCUGCUCCUGGAUCACGGCUGUGCUCUCGUGAAAAGUCGGGCAUAUGGUCUGCACCUUCUGAAAAAUUACCAGGAAUGUCCCUUCCACCCAUAACUGUUGCUGAACGCGCUACGUCAUCGGCCACGCACCUGUCUUUUGGAACUUUUCGCGAUACAAGUCUCAAACUUGAACACCUGACCAAUGUCAUAACCGGACAACCGAAUAGUUCAUACCAUUGGAAUUCGCCACAGACAAGCAACAACCAUCGAAGGUCGACGCUGCCAUCAUCUCUUCCUCCACUAAAGAAAAUUGAGCUUCAAGGAGAGAGAAUACCUUGGAAUCAUAACCACAGAGUCCGUGGCAACAACUACAUCAAUAAUCACCUCGCUACCGCCGCGUACUUUUGA
Molecule: messenger RNA, 1974 nt
Organism: Synchytrium microbalum
Lineage: Eukaryota; Fungi; Chytridiomycota; Chytridiomycetes; Synchytriales; Synchytriaceae
Exons: 8
Coding region: 1-1974 (657 amino acids)
Biological process (GO): alpha-tubulin acetylation
Cellular component (GO): microtubule
Molecular function (GO): tubulin N-acetyltransferase activity
Source: RefSeq, a predicted model, not a curated record